This is a messenger RNA of Theobroma umbraticum, 407 nucleotides long. The record is from RefSeq and is a predicted model, not a curated record. NCBI's taxonomy places the organism in Eukaryota, Viridiplantae, Streptophyta, Magnoliopsida, Malvales, Malvaceae.
UGAUGAAGGAGUAGCAAAGGCACCUAAUUAACCCUUGAACUCUGCUUCCAACACUAGCAUACCCCAUCACGAGAAUAAUGGCUUCGCAAGUUUCUCAAGUUCUUGCUUCAACCCAUAAUGCCAUAUCCUCCAAUAUGGAAAAUCGCCCCAAGGCCGAUUUUCAUCCUGGCAUUUGGGGAGAUGUUUUCCUCACUUGUCCUGAUAAGGAUAUUGAUGCUACAACUGAACUACAAUAUGAAGAACUGAAAGAAGAAGUGAGGAGGAUGCUUGUUGCACCUAUGGAUAAUUCAAACCAAAAGUUGCCUCUUAUUGAUGCAAUAUUUGGUAAAAGUUGUCGAAGCUUGCUUUUCCUCUUUGUUUCUGUCGGCCUCGAAUGCAUGCACAGUGAUGAUGAGUUCAAAGUUUAG